Molecule: messenger RNA, 1822 nt
Organism: Momordica charantia (bitter melon)
Lineage: Eukaryota; Viridiplantae; Streptophyta; Magnoliopsida; Cucurbitales; Cucurbitaceae
Product: DNAJ heat shock N-terminal domain-containing protein
Source: RefSeq, a predicted model, not a curated record
AAACGGGCCCAAACAGGCAGACGAGUACACGUGGCCAUAGAACAGGCUCUGACUCUGAGGUCGCAGAAAAGUAAAAGGGGGAAGAAAAAGAAAAAGAUACAGUACUUUGCGAAUGCAUCAUAAGCGCCACCUUGUUGACAGUUAAAAAAAUACUGUUUGCUCCCGCGAAAAAGCAGUUUCUUCCAUUAGUUUAUUUGUGAAGAACUGGAAAGGCACGAGAAGCUAGUGGGCAGUGGGGCGGGCGAGGCCUCCUUCCGAAAUGGCCCUAUUUCUCUCUCCUACUUUUCCCCAUUUUCCUCUCACUUCUCUCCUCUCAUCUUUCUACUCCCAGUUCUUCCACUCCUUGGGGAUCAGGCUGCUGCUGCUGCUGCAGAUCCGUGACCUAGGUCCGAACCAUAAUGGUGAAGGAAACUGAGUAUUAUGACAUUCUUGGUGUUCGUCCUUCCGCUUCGGAGGAGGAGAUUCGUAAGGCCUAUUAUCUUAAGGCAAAACUAGUCCAUCCGGAUAAGAAUUUGAAUGAUCCUCUAGCUGCUGAAAGGUUCCAGGCGUUAGGUGAAGCUUAUCAAGUUCUGAGUGAUGCGGUCCAGAGAGAUGCAUAUGAUAGGAAUGGAAAGCACAGCAUUACUAGGGAAUCCAUGCUUGACCCUACGGCUGUUUUUGCUCUUCUAUUUGGAAGUGAAUUAUUUGAGGACUACAUUGGACAUUUAGCUGUAGCAUCAAUGGCAUCAUCUGAAUUAGACAGUGAAACUGGUAAUCCAGAGCGAAUACAUGAUAAAUUGAAGGCUGUCCAGAAAGAAAGAGAGGAAAAACUUGCACGUGUACUCAAAGGCUUUCUUAAUCAAUAUGUUCAAGGCGAUAAAGAAGGAUUCUUACGGCAUGCUGAAUCCGAAGCCAAAAGACUUUCUAAUGCGGCUUUCGGUGUUAGUAUAUUACACACUAUAGGCUACAUUUAUUCAAGACAGGCAGCUCAAGAGCUUGGAAAGAGGGCCAUUUAUCUUGGCGUGCCAUUUGUGGCUGAAUGGUUUCGCAACAAGGGGCAUUUUUGGAAGUCUCAGAUAACAGCUGCAAAAGGUGCUUUUCAGUUGUUGCAACUUCAAGAUGAUGUUUGCCGGCAGUUUAAAAUGGAUGGUAGUGGCCCUGAAAAUGAUAUUGAAUCGCAUAUACGAGCGAAUAAAGACACAUUCCUGAAUUCUUUGUGGAAGCUUAAUGUAGUAGACAUAGAAUUGACUCUUAUAAAUGUGUGCCAGAUGGUGCUACAUGAUAAUACUGUUAAAAGGGAAGACCUAAAAGCUCGUGCUCUGGCCCUGAAGAUACUUGGAAAAAUAUUCCAGGAGAAAAAUUCACAAAAUGGUGGAACCUCAAAAAAGAAAAGUGCUGCUGCAGUAGAUGACGAUGGCACGAGUUCAGAGAGCAGCGAUGAUGAGGAUCCCCAAAGACCACUGUCUUAUCGAACUCCUUUUCUUACUCAGGGUAUAGGUAGACUCUUCAGAUGCCUCUGUAACCCAGCAUUUGAUGUGGACGACGAUGAAAUUGUGUAUAAAAGCAAAUGAUGAAUAUAUAUACAGAUUCAAGAAGGUUUUAUUCCCUUUGCGAAAAAAAAAGGUGGUUUUAUUUCUUAUCUUUCAACAAGCACAGAAAGGCUCAAGCCAUCAAUUGUGUUGAUAAGUGAUGUGGGAUUUGGACUAAAAUCAGUAAUCUUCCUCCAUUUUUUCAUAAGUUGGUCAUCAUAUAGAAUUUGGACUUUACCCGUUACUGUUUAUAGUUCAUUAUAUAUUACUUUCUCCAAAGGGUUGCAGAUAUAAAGGUUAACUUUUAGUAUUCC